This is a messenger RNA of Insectozyma verbasci, 2097 nucleotides long. The record is from the annotation of a GenBank genome assembly. Lineage: Eukaryota; Fungi; Ascomycota; Pichiomycetes; Serinales; Debaryomycetaceae.
AUGACUUUAUCGAGUUUACUUUCUCCUAAAAAAUUUGUAUCAAAAUCAAAAUCAAAAGAUAGACAACAACAAGAGUAUAAUAAUUUUUUACAUCCAAAUGAGGGUGGUGGUGGUGGAGCUACCAAUAAUAUAUCUAGUCCCAAAUAUACUUCACCAAAAAGACCUAGCUCACCCCUCGCUAAUGAAACAAGCUAUGAAAGUUUAAAAGACCAAAUCAAUAAAAAUUUUUAUACUAUAUCUGAUAAAUCAAGUUCUUCGGAGAAUAAUAGAUCUAGAUCUAGAAGUUUUUCUGCGGAAAAUAGUUUUUCGCAUAAAAAAAGUUUAUCAGACAAGAUUAAAAUUACGCCAAGUUCUUUUGUUAGAAAGCUGAGAAUUUAUUCAGAUACUGAUGGUGAUGGUGAAGUUGAAGUUGAUGUUGAUUCCCAACGUUCUAUUGGUUCAGGUGUUUCAGGUGUUUCAGGUGUUUCAGGUGUUUCAGGUGGGGGUUCAAUUUUAUCAGGAAGAGCUUUAUUAGCUCAAACUAAGCAUCAAUUGGAAAAUUUAUCUCCAGAAUUUGUUCCCAUUGUUAGUUUAUUAAAUGCUCAAAAAUUAAGAACCUAUUGUAUUGGAUCUUUUCAAAUUCCUGGUAUUAUAGGUCUUGAAAAAGUUUGGAUUGAAGUUGACGCAAAAUUAACUGGUAAUGAAUUAAGUAUUUGGAGACCUUCAAAUGAUCAAUAUAUAACGGAUGAUGGAAAUGAUGAAUUUAAACCAAAAUAUGUUAAUUUAAUAGAUUGUAAUAUUGAAAUUUCAAAAUUUGAUUUACAAAUUAAAAUAUUUCAAGAUUAUAGAGAUGAUAUUGCUAUGAUUAUUAAAUGUCAUAAUUUAAUAGAAUUUAAUAAAUGGUGUUCAUCGAUAUAUUUAUCAAAAUUUGAAUAUUUAAAAUUAAAUGAAGCUUAUACUGCAGUUAUAUUAUCUUCAAAAGGUUCAAAAUUAUCUGAUAUUCAUGUUUUAUUAAAUCAUAAAAAAAGAUUUCAACAUUCUGAAUGGUGUAAUAUUAGAUUACCAGAAAUUUCAAGUAAAUGGUUAAAAGUUUUUCUUGUUGUUUUACCUUGUGAUAAUAAACAUUUAGGUAGAAUUGAAAUUUAUUCAAGUGAUAAAAAAUUAAAUCAUAAACAUUUAAUUGGUUAUAUAAAUGUUUUAACUAAUAUUUUCAAUGUAUAUCCAGAACAAUCAAAUUUAAUAGAUUAUAAUUCAAUAAUGAAUGCACAAGGUGAUAUUUAUAUAAACAAAAAUUUUGAACAUUUAUUUCCAUAUCAAGAAUCAACAUCAUCAUCAUCAACAAAUGAUGCUAGGAAAUUAAUUGGUAAGAAUUUUGAUUUUGAUAAUACAAAUGAUUCAAUAUCUAGAUCAAAUUCAGUAAACUCUUUUACUUCAUUAUCUAGUUCAACUUUACAAUCACCAAAGACAAGAUCAAGAUCAAGUUCUUUAAAUUCAACCCUGUCAUUUUUCAACAACUCUCCAAAACAACAUAAUUCUUCAAUUUCAAGAAAUAGAUCUUUAUCUCAAACUUCAGAUUAUUCAAAAACUCAUCAAGAACAUAAACGUACAGUUUCUCCAUUUUUUAAAAAACAUGCUGAUUCAUUUGCUUUAACUCAUGCUUUAUAUAUAAUGCCAAUACCACAUCCUGGUGUAAAUGCAAUUGAAACAAUGAUUAGAAAUUAUAUACCCAUUAUUGAUUCAUUUAAAUUAUAUGGUAGACCAAAAAUGUUAAUAUCAAAUAAAUUAGAUCCCCAAAGUUUAUUAUUUGGUUUACCUUCAUUACCACAUUAUCAGUAUUUAUCAUCAAUUGAAGCAGAAGAAAAUUUUGCAAACUAUAAAAAUAGUGAAGAAGAAAAAUAUGAAUAUGAAUAUGAAUUCAUUAUAAAUUCAAUUACUCAGCAAACAAAUUAUAAAGGAUUUGGUGAUAUUGCAAAAUUAUAUGAUAAUUUAGAAUUAAAUUUUGAUGAAAUUUCAUCUCCUGUAUUAAAAUCAGACAAUAAUGAAGGUAAUUUAUUAGGUGAUCCAAUAGAUUUAAAUGAUAGAAGAACAACGGGUAGUCCAAUCAAUGUUAUAGCAUGA